Betta splendens (Siamese fighting fish) is the source of this 1027-nucleotide messenger RNA. RefSeq names its product complement C1q subcomponent subunit B-like. Bases 201 to 923 code for a protein of 240 amino acids. NCBI's taxonomy places the organism in Eukaryota, Metazoa, Chordata, Actinopteri, Anabantiformes, Osphronemidae. The transcript is spliced from 5 exons. The record is from RefSeq and is a predicted model, not a curated record. Gene Ontology annotation, molecular function: protein binding.
UUGUUGCAGGUAAAGACAAAACUGUGCGACUGAGAGAAAGAAGAGACUGCAGAGAAGCAGCUGACCUUGGUGUCACCUCCUGCAGUGAACCAUCCGUCCCACGCUUUCACUUCCUGGAUUCAUUCUGUCUGAGCUGCUGCUGCGGCCGUGAAGCGGGACCGAUCUUCAGCUUCGCUCUUCGGCAGCACGAGAACCUGCAAAUGGCUCCCCAGAGGAUGCGCCGCAGCGCCGCUCUGCUGCUGCUCCUGCUCCACGUCGCCCCCAUCACCUCGCAGACGUGUGGAGCCGUGCCGGGGAUUCCUGGGGUCCCAGGGACCCACGGGCCCAACGGCCCCGACGGCCCCAAAGGAGACAAAGGGGACGCAGGUGAGUCCGCUCACUCCGUCAAAGGCCAGAAGGGGCAGCACGGCAUGCGGGGCCCCCCCGGCCGGCCCGGCUUGAAGGGGGACGUGGGUCUGCCGGGACCUGCGGGACCUGUGGGACAGACGGGAGCGAGGGGAAAACCCUUCAUCGACUCGUCGCUGCAGAGGAUGUACUUCUCCAGGAAAUGCAUUUUAACACAAAGGCCAGAACUCAACGCGAACCUCGCCUUCAACAGGGAGAUUUUGCCGGAGCUGGAGUCGGAGCUUCAGGGGGAACGUCUGGAGAGCGGCAUGUUCACCUGCAGCGUGAGGGGCGUCUACUUCUUCACCUACCACAUAUCAGCCAAGAACAGAGUGUGCGUGAACCUGAUGAAAGGCAGCCUCGUGCACAUGGCGCAGUGCGACCACUUCAAGGGCUUCGUGGUCUCCUCCGGCUCCGCGCUGCUGGAGCUGGAGGUGGGAGACACCGUAUCGCUGCAGGCGACGCCACACACCAACCUGGCCAUGAACCAGAACAGUGCCACCCAUCUCUUCACCGGCUUCCUCAUCUUCUCCACAUGAGCCUCAGAAAACAGCACGGGUGCAGUGAUGGUUCUAUGGUUUAGAAUUCAAGUCAUUUAAGCCUGUUUUGAACUUUUACACUAUAAUAAAUGAGUCACAGUCAA